AUGAAGAAGCUGCUGCGUUGGAGAGGCCUAUGUGGCAAGGAAAUGUGGUCCUCGGUCCAACAGACUUGGAUGAACCAAGUCCUGCAGACAACCACCCAGAGAGCUGGGGAGCGGAUCUUGUCCCAGCGGAACCUCUGUUACAAGUUCAUGGGCAACCUUGGAGCCAACACCUCGAUCGCAGUCUAUGUAAGAGGAACCCUGGAGCUAUACUUCUCCUGGGCAGAAGUCUUGCCCUUCCUUGCCACUGUAGACCGGGAUUUAGAGCUUAGAGCUUCCAGACAGACAGCUGGGGGUGGGGUGGGGGGGCGCGGCAGGGGGAACAUCUCUCCAAAGAGAGGAACAGCAGCGAGCUGCAGAGAUUUCUGGAGGCAUAGUUUUGAGAGGUGCCCAAAGGACAGUCUGGAGCGUCCCAACCUUCUUCAGCAGUGUUGGGCAAAUGAAAGUGGGGUUUUGGAAACCAGCAUCCCGUGGGUGUCCGGCGCCUGUCCCUGCUGGCGUCACCGCGUGGCCCCUGCGUCGCUGGCUUCCUGUUACCUGGAUCUCAUCCACCCUGUUCUCUGUGAAGACAAAAUGUGCACUGAACCAACAGCAUGUUUGGAGUGGUGUCUUAUAAGAUUUCAAAAGCCUCUGUCUGUGGUCACCAAACGGGCAUUCGUGGUGGGCAUUCGAACUCUCAGCUUGAACCUAACAUUACAGAGAUGGGGAACCGAGGACCCACUGGAUGCCCUCAAGCUACUGGCAUCUCCGCUUGAAUGUGCAGAAAUGGUACAGGCCAGUCUGACUCUGCUGGGACUUGCUCCUAAGCUGAGGGGCCACAGCUGCCACCGACCAAACGUUGUCUUGAUGUCUCUUCAGCUGCAGGCUAGUGGCUCGGGGAGGCCCCGCUGGCCUGGCAGAGGAAGGUCGUGGCCUUAG
Molecule: messenger RNA, 915 nt
Organism: Mustela erminea (ermine)
Lineage: Eukaryota; Metazoa; Chordata; Mammalia; Carnivora; Mustelidae
Exons: 7
Coding region: 1-915 (304 amino acids)
Source: RefSeq, a predicted model, not a curated record